UAUUCUAUCGCUAGUUAAAUAAGUCGUUUUCUUUACAGACGACAGACCAUCUGGCUUGCGAAAUUUAGUUUCAUUGACCCGGUUUUGUGUUGCUCCUAGAGGUUUUCACAGAGCUCUGUGGCCAGCUAGCGAUCUCUCAAUCCUUCCCGAUACUUCAUUAUGCAUCUGGUCUGAAGUACAGAGCACGCCACGUCAUAUCUAGCUAUCGUCUGCUGGAGAACUACAUCCAGGCAAGAACGCCGCGCAGAGUAGAAAGGAUCGUUAUCGUCGGUUUCAUUCGUCAUGGACCAAGAAACAAAUGACCUGGACGAUAGCAGCGCCUUGCGGGCUGAUUCGCCUCUCGACAAUCCCCUGCAGUGUCGUUACUGUGGCAAAGUUUUCACUAGAAUAUACUAUCGGAGAGAACACGAGAGGAUACACACUGGAGAGAAGCCGUUUGCCUGUAGCAUUUGUGGGAAAAAAUUCAACAGCAAUGGCAGUUGCAAAAAGCACGAGAAGAUACACCUCAGAGCUGAGGAAAGUGUCCCCAUGGAAUGCAGUCACUGCGGCAAAAUGUUUGAUGACAUGCAAGAUUUUCGUCAACACAUGAAGACUCAUGAUGGAGCAAAGCCGUAUAGAUGCAAAAUAUGCGGACGUUCUUUUGGAUUUGAGGCCGUUUUAAAGAAACAUUUACUGUUUCACAAUGGCCAAAAACCAUUCCAAUGUCUAGUAUGUUCUGCUGCAUACUCCACUGCUAAUGACCUGCGUAUGCACGUAAAAUCCCAUACUGGAAACAAACCCUACAAAUGUCGAUACUGCAACCUCAGUUUUCCAAACAGUCGACGACGGAACAUGCACGAGCGAUGUCACGAGAAAUCUAGCGAAAACAAAUGUAACAAAUGUGGAGCAACAUUCAUGAACUCCAAUGCAUUAGCAACGCAUGUGGCUAAUAGCGAUAUACACGGGGUUUGUCGGAGUAUGGAUGCAGAGCCGGAUCACGGUUAUGACGACCAGAUGUCGGAGAGUUCCAAAAGCUCCAAUACGGCAAGCUCCGGCCUCGAUCGUUCCAUGACAUCUGAGGUAGAUAUUGGAAUGUUGGGGAAAGAAUACGAGAGACCCAGCAGCGCUCUAUCAGGAUCUCACGAUAGUGGUUUCCAUUCAGCUAGUUACAACGGCGCCAAUGAAGGCGUGUAUCCCACCUCUCUUCUUCACGCAACAGAAAACGGUAUCGUCGUCAAGCAGGAACAAUUAGACGGCGAGAGAGCGGCAUUCUCACCGGCAAGUGCAAGUUCCGAUCCAGAAUUGUCCACUGCCUCUAACCUAAGCCACAAAUCCCACCGUGCAUCUGUUGAAUCUGACCACACGAGCAACCAGGAUUACAGUGGUCAGUUUACUGUUGUUUCUAAAGACUCAAAGCAGGUACAGACGGACCCCGGCAUAUACACCAAUUCUCUGCUAUCUCAGCUUGAAUCGUUGAAGCAGAUUCACGAGUGUAAGAGCUGUGGUAUCCUUUUCAGGAAUUACUCCAUGUUUCUUGUCCACAAGACCCUGCACGUGGACCCAGCACGCCCAUUUGUCUGUCACCUCUGUGGAGAAGAGGCUCGAGAUAACGUAGACUUCAAUGCUCACCUAAUUUGGCACAUGAAAUGAACAUUAAACACCGAUGGUAUUCAAUGCCCACCCAAUCUUGGCACAUGAAAGGAACAUUAAACACCGAUGGUAUUCAAUGCCCACCCAAUCUUGGCACAUGAAAGGAACAUUUAACACAGACCGUGUUAUAUCACGACUAAGUAGUUAGACUUUUUCAAAAAUAGUACAGAUGUUGUUUCCUUUUUAUUUGAAGUUUCGCCCAAGUCAAACUGGUUUGAUUUUUUAUACAUGUUCUAAUUUGUUUUUAUUUCAUAAAUACAAAACCAUAUCAAUCAUCUCUAUUUAAGAUUCUUCUGAUGAAAAUUAUGUAAAACUAUGCUAAAGUUCCAAGGAAAUAUAACAGUGUUCUCUCAACGCUCUAAGACAGAAGUAAUACUUGAACUCGAUUUGAUUUUUUUCUACAUGAAGGAACAUCCAUGGUGUGAUGACAUGACAGCUAAUUUUAAGUUGUAUAUAAUUACUUCAAUAUAAUCAAUUACUGCUCCAUGAAAAUACCAUGAUUUAUUGAUGAUGAUUAAUGAAAAAGAUUCACGCAUUAUUUUCCUUUGAAGUGUUUAAAAACACUUUUCCAUUUCUCGGCAUUGUUCUGCUUCACUACCGGUAAUUGCACUUGCAACAGACUUGAGCCAUUUGGUAGAUGUAAUCCACAAGACAGAAAUAUACCCCCCCCCCCAAAAAAAAAAACCCCACACCAACAACCAAGAAAAACAAACAACGCACGACAUGCUGACUGAAUAUUUUUUGUCUUUAAAAGUCAUGUCAGUUUUCUUGGGUGGAACCUAUAAAAUGAGUUGUAAACGUGUGAUGUGUCAAUACAUGUAUAGUGCAAUUA
This is a messenger RNA of Ostrea edulis (European flat oyster), 2461 nucleotides long. Its product is annotated as zinc finger protein 345-like. Lineage: Eukaryota; Metazoa; Mollusca; Bivalvia; Ostreida; Ostreidae. The transcript is spliced from 3 exons. The record is from RefSeq and is a predicted model, not a curated record. Bases 283 to 1629 code for a protein of 448 amino acids.